AUGUCCGGUCUUUUGACCGUGGCCAUGAGUUCCACUGGCUUCGCCCAGAACACUCCUGGCCCUGUCCCCACGGACGCCACGACCUCUGGUGGCAUGAACGUGCCCACCUCGGUCAGCUCCGUCUUUGUCACCUCUUCCCAGCUCCCCGAAGUUGUCACCCUGACCUCCACCAUGACCACCAUGACCACCAUGGCCAAGCCCACCGUCACGGUCCUCCCCCCUCACCACGGUGGCGGCACUUGCGAGUGUGGCACUGGCAGCUGCUACACUCCUGAGAUUUGUGGUCUUGAGUGCACUACUAUCUACGAUGAGUGCUGCAGCAUUGAGGGUACAGAUAUCGAGAUCUGCAAGAAGCAGUACACUGUCUGCCUUGGUUACAGCUCUUUCGACUUUGUGAAGCCUGUCUGCAAGCACGACCAGAGCUACUACAUUGAGUACGAGUCCAAGUACGACAGCCACUACUUCGAGGAGAAGUACGGCAGCUACUACGAGUCUUCUUCUUCUCAUCACUCUGGCUCUUCUUACCACGAGGGUUACUACACUGCCGAGUACUGCUGCACCGAGUGCACAACUGUCUACGAUCAGUGCUGCUCUGUCCCUGGUGCUGAUAUCACUAUCUGCAAGGAGACCUACACCACCUGCCUCGGAUACAACCCCUUCGAGAUCAUCCCCUACCAAGAGCCCACUACCUGCAAGCACGAGGAGAGCUACUACUCCGAGUACGAGUCCACUCACGGUGAGGAAUACUACAACUCCGAGUACGACAACUACAGCCACGAGAACUACGAUGUUGAGGUCGACGUUGCGCAGUGCUGUGUUGAGUGCACCACCGUCUACGAUGAAUGCUGCAAGAUUGCUGGCACCGACAUUGAGGUCUGCAAGGAGGAGUACACCAUCUGCCUCGGAUACAACCCCUUCACCGUUGUCCCCUACGUCGCCCCCACUGUCUGCAAGCAUGGAAGUUCUGACAACUCUGGUUACGAGCAUGGAAGCUCUGACAACUCUGGUUACGAGCAUGGAAGCUCUGACAACUCUGGUUACGAGCAUGGAAGCUCUGACAACUCUGGCUACGAGCAUGGCGACGUUGCGCAGUGCUGUGUUGAGUGCACUACCGUCUACGAUGAGUGCUGCAAGGUUCCUGGUGCUGAUAUCACUAUCUGCAAGGACGCUUACACUGUCUGCCUCGGCUACAACCCCUUCACCGUUGUCCCCUACGUCGCCCCUACCGUCUGCAAGCACGGAGAUGACUCCAGCUCCAGCUCCAGCUCCGACUCCUACUCUGAGUCUAGCCACGAUGACUACUCUUCCAGCAGCUCCAGCUCUGAGGAGGAGUGCUGUGUCCAGUGCACCACUGUCUACGACGAGUGCUGCUCCGCUGAUAGCCACGACAUUGAGACCUGCAAGACCGAGUACACCACCUGCCUUGGAUACAGCCCCUUCGACGUCACCCCCUACGUCAAGCCUACUGUCUGCAAGCACGGUGACAACUCCGGCAGCAACUCCAAGUCUGACAGCCACGGCGACUACUCCGACAAGACUGGCAGCGACUCCAAGUCUGACAACCACGGCGACUACUCCGACAAGACUGGCAGCGACUCCAAGGGUAACUCCAACUCUGGCGACUACUCCAACUCCAAGGGCGACAACCACUCUGGCAGCUCCAGCUCCUCCGGCUCCGAUGAGGAGUGCUGUGUUGAGUGCACCACUGUCUACAAGGCCUGCUGCGACGCUUCCGGUGCUCUCGUCGAGACAUGCAAGACUGCUUACAGCACUUGCCUCGGCUACAGCCCCUUCGAAGUCACCCCUUACGUUGAGCCUACUGUCUGCAAGCACGGAUCGUCUUCCAGCGAUGACAUCGUCAUUGUCUCUGGCGGCGAGACUGUUCGCCCCGUUCUGGCUCUUCUUGUCAUGGGUUUCGUUGCUCUGCUCUGUUAG
Molecule: messenger RNA, 1935 nt
Organism: Fusarium sp. VM40
Lineage: Eukaryota; Fungi; Ascomycota; Sordariomycetes; Hypocreales; Nectriaceae
Source: the annotation of a GenBank genome assembly